AGGUGGACGGAACUGAGGAGCAUCUACACCAACCAAUCAGAACCUGGGAAACACGUAAUGAAAUUAGUCUCCUUUUAGCUCUUCCUAUUAAUGUUUGGUAUAUAAACGCUUGUGUCCUUCAAAUUCCAGAGAUCACAGUGAGAGUGAUGGCAAAGACUCAGGCUGUAUUGCUUCUUAUAGCAACGAUAUUUCUGUUGUCAUCAUUGAUACCCGUCUCUUAUUGCGCAAAGAAACCGGUUGCAGUGGCCAGAAAAGAAGACAUACCCUUCAUCAAAUGCCAAGUAUGUGAAAAACUGGCAUACCAGUUGUACCAGCAAGUACAAAAGAAGCAGGCCCAGAUCUCUCCCAAGAAGGUUUCGGAGUUUCAAAUAAUUGAGAUUACGGAGAAUGUUUGUAAUUUGAAGAAGGAGGAAGCUGAUUGGAUUUUGCGGAUUGAUAUUGUCGAAAAGGGAAGUAAGUUGGAGCUGGUUGAUCAGGAUGCUGAGGGGCAAUGCAACUCAGAAUGCAAAACAAUCGAGAAGGCUUGUCAGGAGGUCAUGGGGUAUUCUGAUACUGACGUUGCUGAAUAUGUCUACACAUCCAAGCCUGACAUUGAAUCAUUAGUGAAUUUUCUAUGUAAAGACCUUACUAAAGCAUGCAGCAGAAAGCCACCGCCAGUUCCCAAGGAUAGGAUACCAGGAGAACCUUUUGUGCCGAAACCUGCUAAAGAGGCUGAAAUGGAAAGGAUUAUGAAGUCCAUGGAGGGCAUGCCAGGAGCACCUGGAAUGAAAAUGUACUCAAGAGAAGAUUUGAUGAACAUGAAUAAUUUUGGCAAUGAAGAUGCCGAUGAUGAUGAAGAUGAAGAUGAUGAUGGCUUCCCCUCAAAUUUGGGCAAAGUUUUGAGAGAGAAAGGAAGUAAAAACAUCGGCUGGAAAGAAAGGAUCAGCAAUGGAAUAAAAAACACUAGGGAGGUACUAAAGAGGCAUGCCAACAAGUACUCGAACCAGAUUCGACAGUGGUGGAGAAGAACCAAAGCGGAGAAAUCAAAAGGUGGCAAGGCUGAAUUAUAGGAAAGCCAAGAAUUGGCUUUUCUGGGUAAUUUCAUUUUGGGUGUAUUAUUAUGGUUUUUCUUUAGUUUAGAGAAAAGUUUUGACUGUUGACAACUUUGUUAAUUUCAUGAUAAUACUGUAAGUUGUUUUCCUCAAUUCUACCAUGUUUGCCUUCUUUUCUUAAAUAUUAAUUGGCCAAAAGACUUAUUUCA
Molecule: messenger RNA, 1240 nt
Organism: Mangifera indica (mango)
Lineage: Eukaryota; Viridiplantae; Streptophyta; Magnoliopsida; Sapindales; Anacardiaceae
Exons: 7
Coding region: 147-1049 (300 amino acids)
Source: RefSeq, a predicted model, not a curated record